GAUCAUGCAAGCACUUAUUCUUUUUUCUCCUUUACUCUUUAGUAUCAUAUCUUGUUUCAUCUUUUCUUCAAGAAGAAAUUAAACACAAUGGAUGCUUUUUCUUCAACUUUCCUUUCUACAUUAUCACAACACCCUAAAUCUCUUCUUUCUCCUAAUAAUAAUUAUUCUUCCAACUACACAUCUUCUUCUCCUACUCUAAAAAUCUGCAAUGUUAGAAUUGAAGAAAGGCCACAAACUACCACUACCACUACUAGGACAAAACCACAAGAAAAUCCAACCCCUUCAUCACAAAAACCAACUCCGAAGAGGGAGUUGCCUAUAAAGCCAACACCCUCAAGAAAGCCUCUAGAGCCAUCACUUCCAUCCGUUAUCUUCAAUGCAUUUGACGAUUUUGUGAAUACUUUCAUUGAUCCUCCUCUGAGAUCUUCUGUUGAUCCGAGGUAUGUUCUCUCUAGUAACUUUGCUCCAGUGGAUGAGCUUCCUCCUACUGAAUGCGAAGUAGUGAAAGGCUCCCUUCCAUCUUGUUUAAACGGAGCAUACAUUCGAAAUGGUCCUAACCCUCAAUAUCUUCCACGUGGUCCUUACCAUCUUUUUGACGGAGAUGGAAUGCUUCACUCUAUUAGAAUUUCCCAAGGCAAAGCUACGCUCUGCAGUCGAUAUGUCAAAACUUACAAGUACACCAUCGAACGCGAAGCCGGUUCUCCCAUUAUCCCUAAUGUGUUCUCCGGUUUCAACGGUCUCUCUGCCUCAGUCGCGCGUGGCGCUAUCACUGCGGCCCGAGCCAUUGUGGGACAGUUCAAUCCCACCAACGGAAUAGGCCUUGCAAACACAAGCUUGGGUUUAUUUGGGGGUAAACUUUUCGCCCUUGGUGAAUCUGAUUUACCAUAUACAGUAAAAAUAGCCCCAGAUGGUGAUAUUAUUACCCUCGGUCGUCACGAUUUUGAUGGAAAGCUUUUUAUGAGCAUGACAGCACAUCCCAAAAUCGACUCGGAAACUAAUGAAGCCUUUGCUUUUCGUUACGGUCCAAUGCCUCCAUUUUUAAGUUACUUUCGGGUCGAACCAAAUGGUACAAAAACCCCAGAUGUGCCCAUAUUUUCCAUGACCCGCCCAUCAUUUCUUCAUGACUUUGCAAUUACAAAAAAAUACGCAAUAUUUUCAGACAUACAAAUUGGUAUGAACCCAAUUGAGUUAAUCACUGGUGGUUCACCCGUGGGUGCUGACUCGGGGAAAAUCCCCAGACUUGGUGUGAUUCCACGUUACGCCAAGGAUGAGUCGGAAAUGAAGUGGUUCGAUGUGCCAGGGUUUAACAUUAUACACGCGAUCAACGCCUGGGAUGAGGAUGGAGGCGAUACGAUAGUGUUGGUGGCACCAAAUAUAUUAUCCGUAGAACAUACACUAGAGAGGAUGGACAUGGUACAUGCAUGUGUUGAGAAAGUGAAAAUAGAUUUGAAGACAGGAAUGGUGAGCAGACAUCCUGUUUCUACUAGGAAUCUUGAUUUUGGAGUCAUCAAUCCUGCUAAUGUUGGCAAGAAGAACAAGUACGUAUAUAAAAAUCCAAUCUUCACUAAAUUCAUAUUCAUGGUACGUAUAUGCAGCCAUAGGGGACCCUAUGCCUAAGAUUACAGGGAUCGCAAAACUAGACGUAUCUGUAGCAGAAGUUGAUCGUCGCGAUUGCAUAGUGGCAUGCAGGCUAUUUGGAGAAGGUUGCUUUGGUGGUGAGCCGUUUUUCGUGGCUAAAAAUCCUGACGAUCCAUCAGCUGAUGAAGACGAUGGCUAUGUGGUGUCGUAUGUGCACAAUGAGAAGACAGGGGAAUCAAAUUUUUUGGUCAUGGAUGCAAAAUCCCCUAAUCUUGACAUUGUGGCUGCUGUCAAAUUGCCUCAGCGUGUGCCUUAUGGUUUCCAUGGGCUUUUCGUGAGGGAAAGUGAUCUUAAUAAGCUAUAGUACGUACAUACCGAUAAUUGAUUAAAUUAUUUGCAACAUAUGUUUUCUUUGUUCUUGAACAUCAAAUUAAAGUUGUCGUGGUGAAAGUAUAAUAUGUAUAUAAUACUAGAUAUAUAUGUACAAAUAUGUGUUUUUCGAAUAAUAUUUUUUACUUACA
Messenger RNA from Capsicum annuum, 2099 nucleotides. Its product is annotated as probable carotenoid cleavage dioxygenase 4, chloroplastic. Gene Ontology annotation, cellular component: chloroplast stroma. Lineage: Eukaryota; Viridiplantae; Streptophyta; Magnoliopsida; Solanales; Solanaceae. The record is from RefSeq and is a predicted model, not a curated record. Bases 88 to 1617 code for a protein of 509 amino acids. The transcript has 2 exons. Gene Ontology annotation, biological process: carotene catabolic process. Gene Ontology annotation, molecular function: carotenoid dioxygenase activity.